Molecule: messenger RNA, 1574 nt
Organism: Lachancea meyersii CBS 8951
Lineage: Eukaryota; Fungi; Ascomycota; Saccharomycetes; Saccharomycetales; Saccharomycetaceae
Source: the annotation of a GenBank genome assembly
AUGACUAAAUUUGAAUCCCCUGAGGAGACGAGAAGCGAAGAGAGCGAAAGAUGUCAGAUAUAUAGUUAUCAAAAUGGCAAAGAAGGAGCACGUGACGAUCAUGGCGCCGCACCAUAUAUAAGGUUUGGGAGAACGUCUAAAGUACUUUUGCCUGUGGUUUGUGCUUCCUGUGGUCUUUUCUCCACGAUAGCAGCGCCAAUUUACUACCCUGCUCUUGAUACUAUCAAAAAUCAAUUCGGUGUGAGCAAUGAGCUGGUGAAUAUCUCAGUGGUAGUUUGGUUUAUAUUUCGAGGCAUUUCACCAUCGAUUAUGGGUGGCUUCGCCGAUUCGUGGGACAGAAGACCAAUUGUUCUGUGGUCGCUUGCUGUUUAUUUAGCAGCUUGUAUUGGUUUGGCGAGGUCAACAACCUACGCACAAAUACUGGCUCUGCGAUGUGUACAAAGCGCUGGCAUUUCUCCCGUAAUCGCGCUUAAUAGUGGUCUCUUAGGCGACGUUACUUUGAGACAUGAAAGAGGAGGUUAUAUCGGCUUAACGUCAGGAAUUCAAUUAAUUGGCUCAGCGUUUGGCGCGAUCAUUGGAGCUGGGCCCAUUGCCCAAUGGGGAUGGCGCUCAGUAUUUUGGUUUUUGUCCAUAGGUUCUGGCGUUAGCCUUAUUACCAAUUCCUUCUUUUUGCCUGGAACAAAGCGAAGGCUGGUGGGAAAUGGCUCAAUUAUACCCAAAAAUUUGGCCAGCCGUGCGCCUAUCCUUUUUUACCUGCUGUCAAAAAAUCACUGCAUUUGGAUAAACCAGAGCCAGAGACUGUACGUCUCGAAGGCAGAGCUAGCUUUGUCUCCACGUUCAAAAUCUUGGGCGUUCCAAGUGUGCUGGUAGUUUUAAGUGCUGCUAGUGUUCAAUUUGCAAUCUACAGCUGCCACUUGACUGUUCUGUCUAGUAGUCUACAGAAAGAUUACGGGCUGGGAGUAUCCAAAGUAGGUCUUUACUACUCAUCAAGUGGCAUUUGUACUUUGAUCAGUGUGCUCGCCACGGGAAGGCUGUUGAACUGGAACUACAGAAGAAGAAUUAAUCAACAUGAGAAGAAACUCGCAGAUAGCAGACAAAUUCUGAUGAAGAAAAACUUCAACAAUGAGAUAUUAGUGAAUGAAGCAAUUGCACGAGAUCAAAAACUCAAAUUUAACAUCUAUCGCACGAGACUGGAGGUCGGUAUUAUACCCAUGCUUUUCAGUCUCGGAGGGUACAUAGCCUUUGGGUGGUGCCUGACGGCAAAAACGCAAAUUGCCCCGAUCCUUUUAUUCAGCGGAUUUGCGUCUUUAUUUUCCAAUUCAAUUUUCUCUUGUACUACAACACUGCUAGUGGACCUUUAUUUCGAUAAAGGCUCGAGUGCAGCAGCUUGCCUAAACCUCUUUCGAUGUUUAUUAGCUGCACUUUCUAUUGCGACACUGGACCGGAUGGAAGCAAAAAUGACUAUAGGAAGUACAUUCACUUUCAUGGUAGGUAUUGCUGCUUUGUUCGCCGCACUGAUGAUCUUUGUUAUUCGCUCAGCGAUGGCAAAGGAUACUUUUGCGGACAAUUUCUAG